UCUUGUCAUAACAACAUAGCAACAGGUCACCCAUGUGCUACUCAAAACCGUAGGACUGCAGUGAGGGCUUUGCUAGUCCUAGAACAGAGGUGUCACCUGGCCCCACAUCCAGCCUUGAGAAAAUGUCUACAGCAGAUCUGAUGGGGAACCUCACGGAUGAACUCACCUGUUUCAUCUGCUUGGACUAUUUCCGCAGCCCAGUGACCACCGCGUGUGGGCACAGCUUUUGUCUGGUGCGUCUCCUCAGGAGCUGGGAGGAACAUAACACCCCUGUAUCUUGUCCUGAGUGCUGGAGGACCUUGCAGGACCCGCAUUUCCAGCCGAACGAGCGUCUGGGGAGGCUGGCCAGCAUCGCCAGGCAGCUCCGGUCCCAGGUGCGGCAGAGCGAGGAUGAGCAGGGCAGCUACGGGAGGAUGCUCGCCGCUGCCAAGGCACUCUCCGAUGACGAGCAGGGUGGAAGCGCCUUCGUAGCCCAGAGCCAUGGUGUAAACAGACGGCAUCUCUCCAGCGAGACUGAGGAGCUUCACAGAGAGAAACUUCAGGAAAUCCUGAAUCUUUUGCGCGUAAGGAGAAAGGAAGCUCAGGCUGUACUAACCCAUGAGAAGGAGAGAGUGAAACUGUGCCAGGUCGAAACAAAGACCUGUAAACAGGUUGUUGUGUCAGAAUACAUGAAAAUGCACCAGUUCCUGAAGGAAGAGGAGCAGCUGCAACUCCAGCUACUAGAGCAGGAAGAGAGAGAAAACACGAGGAAGCCGAGGAACAAUGAGAUCAAACUGACCCAGCAAAUCAGAAGCCUGAGCAAAAUGAUCGGACAGAUCAAGUCCUCAAGUCAAAGCUCGGCUUUCGAAUCUCUUGAGGAAGUGAGAGGAGCACUGGAAAGGAGCGAGCCACUCUUGCUUCAGUGUCCAGAGGCCACCACCACAGAGCUGAGUCUGUGCCGCAUCACGGGAAUGAAGGAAAUGCUAAGAAAAUUCAGCAUGGAGAUAACACCGGACCCAGCCACAGCUAAUGCCUAUCUCGUGUUGUUGGAGGAUCUGAAGAGUGUGAAAUACCAGGGAAGCGGCCAGCAGCUACCCGACAACCCGGAAAGAUCUGACCAGGCUGCGACUGUGCUGGGUGCUCAGAUCUUCACCAGUGGGAGACACUACUGGGAGGUGGAGGUGGGAAGCAAGACCGAGUGGGAAGUGGGCAUCUGCAAGGACUCUGUGAGCAGAAAGGGGAAUCUCCCCAAGCCACCUGGGAACCUGUUCUCACUAAUAGGUUUAAAAAUCGGAGAUGAUUACAGCCUCUGGGUCUCGUCACCUUUGAAAGGUCAGCACGUCAGAGAGCCUGUAUGUAAGGUUGGUGUCUUCCUGGACUAUGAAUCUGGGCAUAUAGCAUUCUACAACGGGACGGAUGAAUCCCUCAUCUACAGCUUCCCCCGGCUUCUUUCCAAGAGGCCCUCAGGCCUAUCUUUUCCCCCUGCCUCCCAAAUGAGGGGACAAACACAGACCCUCUCACCAUCUGCUCACUGAACAGCCACGUCUGAGGGGCAUGCCCGAGCCUUCACAGUGGGCGAUGUCUGAGACCAAGACAUAACUAUUAGGACGAUGAAGGCAUCGACAGUAUUAAUGUCAGGUGAUCUGAAAUAAACUCCUGUACU
This is a messenger RNA of Symphalangus syndactylus (siamang), 1642 nucleotides long. RefSeq names its product tripartite motif family like 1 (gene TRIML1). The record is from RefSeq and is a predicted model, not a curated record. Gene Ontology annotation, molecular function: protein binding. Lineage: Eukaryota; Metazoa; Chordata; Mammalia; Primates; Hylobatidae.